AUGCACUGCCCUCUACGCGACAUCGCCCGGAGCAUCGGCAGAUUCCUCAUUGCUGGCGCGACAAAUUACACGACCGAACGCUCCCUCGAGAAGCAGCGCCUCGCGCAAUCACUCGAACUACCUCACAUCGACAUCAUCGGCACAGCUACUGCUCAGCGUGCCGGCGAUCUCCAGGAACCUCUCGCAAGCGCCGUGCCACCAAGCGCCGAGAUCUUCACUUACUCGAACGCACCGACAGCUCAACUUGCGACACAAUACCCUGCGUACAACGGCACCUUCUGGUCAGGCAACACCAUCAGCCAUGACAGAAGCGACAGCUUGAUCGUGCCGAGCUGGGCUGUUGUGACAUGCUUCGCCAUCGGCUCCAUUCUGUGGUUCGCCGCGAUUGCCUUGUCCGUCGCCUACAAGACACAAUUAGCUAGAGCUCAUAGGCAAUUGGCAGCGGCUGAAGCACGAGCUGCAUCGGCAGAGGUGCGACUCGUGAAGGAACAGACAAGCAACACUCGAGCGCGAAAGCACCUCGAUUCCGUCAAAAAUAACCUCGUUGGCAUCCAGAACAGUCUCGGUUCCGUGGAGAAGAAGCUAGCAUCCACUGAGGGGGCCUUUGAUGAGGUCGUGGCACAGUACGGCGUGGCUGUGACUCAGUUGAGCGACGUCAACCACAGGAUUAAGAACCUGAAGCGCACCGCAGGUGUACUUAGCCAAGAGUCCAUCAACGCAAAUGCGAAGAGUGCCGCGCUCACGGAACAAUUGAGCGCAGUCAACGAGGAGAGACAAAACGACGCCAAGAAGUUCGAACGCAGCCGAAAGCAGCUGGAAGCCCGUCUGGCUCAAGUCAAGUCUGGAAACUCGAGCCUCCGCCAGAAGAUCAAGAACAUCACAGCCAAAGCGACGACCACGGCCUCGAAGAAGGAGCGACGGCUGAAGACAGUGAAGAUUGCUCUUCAGGAAGUCGAAAGUACUCUAGGACGACGAACAGCUGCGUUGCGCAAGCUGAGAUCUCAGUGCCUUCACUUGGAAGAUGCCCACAGACUAUCAGUGGCGAGGCUCAGAGAGGCUGAAGCCGAGAGUCGUGAAGUACACUCGAAGGUCUUGAGAGAACAGAAGAAGGAUGCUGAUAUCAUUCUCGCAAGAGCCCAAGCGACAUCGGCAGAAUUGAUCGAUAAUGUGGAAACGUUAGUCAAAGCCGCAUUGAGCGACAACAAGAGACUGAAGUUCCGCAACGCGAUCUUGAUGCAAGACAAGUCUGGAAUGAUUGCCGAGAUCGAAAGCUGGAAGGGGGUACAGGCGAAGACCAUCCAAGCACAGAAGCUCACCAUCGCCGAUGCUGAGAAGACGGUCGCUGUCCACAAGGACGAGAUCUCGAUGCUUAAUUCUGCGAACGGGCUUCUCUACGAGACGCUGACGAUGUUGGCAGCACAGCAGACAUACUUCAUGUCCGAGAUCGAUGACUUGAAGCAGAAGUGUACUUCGUUGAAGGAGCGCAUCAACGAGCUCGGACAGAAAGAAAACUCAUUACGUGAGAAGCUCAAGGAAGCCGAGCAACAAGUUUGCCACUUCAAGGAUGACCUUCAGGCGGCCAGAACCCAGAUCAAAGCCAGCGAAACAGAGCUGGCGGACCUGGAGAGCGCACAUGAAGAGCAGCUCGCAGAGGCCAAAGACAGCUUGGAGGCUUUUGAAGUGAAGCACAAUGAGGCUGUCAGUGAGCAUGAAGCAUCUGUUCGCCAGCUCAAGGUGUCGCUAGAGUAUCAGGACCAGGAGAUCAAGGGUCUCAGAGAGACCAGCGAGAGUGAGAAAGCGACACUGCAGAAAGUGGAGGCCGAGAUACGGGAGGCCAACGCCAGAGUUGAACAGGCGCAGUCGCGCGCUGAUGCACUGGAGCAAGAUAAUGCUUUACUUCAAGCGCAGCUCUCUUCGAAGCCCACAGGAUCUGUGUGGCACCCAGUCGAGGCCAAGGCCGAGCGAUUGGGAGCAGAGUACAGGAACAUUGGGUCGUUCGAGACAUCACGGCAGACACUACAUUCUACUCACGGCAAUGACGUCUCCGCUUUGCGAGAGACAGCCGACGAUAGAAAGAGCUACUGCCAACCGGCACAGCCCAUGACGACAGAACCCCCAGGAACGGGCGCUCAAGCGAUCUCAUCAAUCACACCAGCUGGUGCGGGCUCGACUUGGAAUCCCAAGGCCAGACCCUUCGAGUUCCCAGGCAAAGUUGACUCGAUCAGCCCGAACCAUCCGAACGUACAACCUUUACCCAUUGCAGGCGUCGAAUCGCGUGGAGAGGCUGACUCGGAUACGGAAGAAUUGACGAUUGGGCCGAACGAUGAGCCGCAAGGAAAGAAGAAGCGGAAGCAGAGAGGCAAGAAGAGAAAGGAUGGAGUCGAUGGAGGGAAGUUUCGAUCAGACUGGCGCAAGCGCCAAUCGACUAUUGACGGUGCGUGGUAUCGUAAGAAAGAAGUCGAUAACGGUGACACGAUGUACUGCUGGCACGACCCACGGUGCUUGGCCCAUCAGGGCACAAAUGGCACCUGCACGGGCGAGGAUCCGCACACCAGAGGAGAUCGAAUCCGGGCAGGCGUGCCAAGGAUGCCUGCGCAUGGCUUACCGAUUGGGACAUGCUGGUGCCAUUGA
Fulvia fulva is the source of this 2631-nucleotide messenger RNA. RefSeq lists its product as uncharacterized. Bases 1 to 2631 code for a protein of 876 amino acids. The transcript has a single exon. Lineage: Eukaryota; Fungi; Ascomycota; Dothideomycetes; Mycosphaerellales; Mycosphaerellaceae. The record is from RefSeq and is a predicted model, not a curated record.